AUGGUAGUAUUGGAGGACAAGGUGGUUAGUUUAGCUAAUCGUUAUAUAGCAUUCGAUGAUGAACAUGCUUAUAAAACAUGUAUAAAUGCAAAAGCAGAUGAAAUAAAUGAUAUUGAUGAUGAAUGUAUUGUAACACAUAAUGGUGAUGAUGAAAUUUGUACAACAUACUUUCAAGGACAACCUGAUGAAGCUACAAUGAUUAAUUUUGAUUUGAAAUUAUUAGCUGAUGUUGGAUUAGCAAGAAAAAAAGUUUAA
Messenger RNA from Rotaria sp. Silwood2, 255 nucleotides. Lineage: Eukaryota; Metazoa; Rotifera; Eurotatoria; Philodinida; Philodinidae. The record is from the annotation of a GenBank genome assembly.